Messenger RNA from Linepithema humile (Argentine ant), 1285 nucleotides. RefSeq lists its product as uncharacterized. NCBI's taxonomy places the organism in Eukaryota, Metazoa, Arthropoda, Insecta, Hymenoptera, Formicidae. The record is from RefSeq and is a predicted model, not a curated record.
CGAGCGGAUCCCAGUGCAGGAUUGUUAAUUGCGUGACGAGCUGGCUAGGCGCUCACGCGAUUGCGAGUCAGCGCUCGUUGAUACCGGUGCAAGUAUUUGGCGAUUGCAGCUAUAUCUGCCGUUAUAACGUGUACAUGUGGGCGCCCUUAUGCGAUUACGUUUUGCUUAUUACGUACGAGACGGCAUAUAUAGACGAUGUUAAACACGAUGUGUUUUACUUUAGUCCUAGCCGGUACACUUCACGUCGCCAGGAUCAAGUUAAAUAGAAAGCUGUCAGAAUUCCUUUACCACAAUACUUCGUCUAACGAUGGCAAAAGCGGUCAGAUUUAUGUGGGUGCUACUUACAGCGAAGGCUGUAUUAACGCAAGCAAAACCGCUGAACCUGUCAAUCGAUGAAUCGAUCAAUGAGAUUGAUCAUGGUAACCCGAUUCUACGAAAGAAUCAACUUGAAUCAAAGGAACAACAACGGAACUCUGACUUGCCGACCAACGAGGUGAUAAUAAAGGCCACCACACAAACUGAUACAACAAACUCAGCAGCUGGUACCGCCAUCGACACAACUAUACAACCCUUCGAAGAUACCCCAACGACAAAACCGGGCCCACUAUCUUGGUUCCUGACGCCGCUGACGCAGAAAAUCCAAUUCUCGUCGCAAUCGUUCCUGCAGAACCGCCUAAUGCUAUUAAAGGAGGCGCUAAACAAUCUGGGAAUAAACUUGCCGAACGCGACGGCGAAGCAAUUGGGACCCGGCAGUCUGGUGCACUUCCUGGGGCCGACCGAUUCUGAUUUCUACACGAAUAGACUGGAACCGGCCGGUUUUCUUAACGGCAACGGCUGGUUCGCCAACAAGGGCGGCAUUCUCGGCGGGCCUGGAGCUAUCGUCUCCACCGGCAGCCUGCUCACGGAUUAUCCGACUCCUUACAGGAGGAAGUAGGAUAAAUAUCGUUUAUUCAAAUACGUGUAAAUAAUAAAAGAGCAGGAACUGCACUCGCAUAUUGUGAGUUAUAAUUUGCACGUGGCACAAUUUCGACUGAGAAACUGUCUUGAGAAUUUCAGACUUGUUAAGCAAGUCAAGAAAUAUCGCGGUUUUUUUCCUUUCAACUGCGAGACCAGAAAAACAACGGUAAAAAAAUAGUCUCGCUAAUCUCAAGAAAUCGAUAGCUCUUUUUAUUUCGAUGAAUUAAGUUUGAGAAAUACCAAUCGAUAAUAUUAGAUAAGUUAUUACACACCUAAUAAUCGUAUUAUGCAAUUGUAUUAUUUAUAUUAUUUAUAUUCACAUUAUAUA